Molecule: messenger RNA, 2513 nt
Organism: Dermatophagoides farinae (American house dust mite)
Lineage: Eukaryota; Metazoa; Arthropoda; Arachnida; Sarcoptiformes; Pyroglyphidae
Gene: XRCC1
Product: DNA repair protein XRCC1
Biological process (GO): double-strand break repair via nonhomologous end joining; base-excision repair; single strand break repair
Cellular component (GO): nucleus
Molecular function (GO): damaged DNA binding
Source: RefSeq, a predicted model, not a curated record
UAUUUUUAAUAUUUAAAUUGAUUUUAUCAGAGAAAGAGACAGAGAGAAAAAAUUCUUAAUCUUAAAUUUAUUUAUGGUUGUUGGAGGAGUAGAAUGUGUUUGAAAAUUAAAUUCAAAUGUCUGAUGUCAUCUGUGUGUUUAAUCACAUACAACACAUACACAAACAGUGAGAGAGAGAGAGAGAAAAAUAAAAUAAAAUUCUCUUUAAAAAAUAUUACGACACAACCAUACUCAGUAAUGUGUAUGUAGCCGAUUAUAAAUUUUUUCCAGGCGCAUUCGAAAAUUGUCUUCGAAAUUCAUCCGAAAAAAAAUAAAUAAAGCAAAAAAAUCUAACGAAAUCAAAUUUCUAUAAUCCUUAUAUUUAUUGCGAUUUUAAUUCUGUUGUUGUUGUUGUUUUUGUUAUUGUUGUUCUUGAUUAUGUUAUCGGAAAAAAAUAGCACAGAAGAAAAUUCACAAAUCCAAUCAAAGUAGUUUGUGUUGUUCACACAUGACACAUUCGAAUAAAACUUGAUCCAAACAAAUCUUUGUUUUUUCACCAUCAUCAUCAUCAUCAUCGAAUCAAAUCGGAAAGAAUAUUGUCGUUGUUGUUAGAACUUAGUGCAUCACUCUCCCAAGAAGCAACGAAAAUAGGCAUGAGUUCAUUGAUAAAAUUAUCAUCAAUCAAAAGUUUUUCCAGUGAAAGUCAUAAAUAUCCAUCUCGUAAUUUAUUGAACAUCGUUGAUGAUAACAACGAUUCAUCACCAUCAUCAUGGAAAUGUAAGCAUUGGUCAGAUUAUUGUUGGAUAAUCAUUGAACUAUGUGAACAAGCAAUAAUUGAUAUGAUUGAAAUAAAAAAUGAUUGUUCAGCAUUUAUCGAAAUAUUUUCAUCAACAACGGGCGAUUCAAAUGAUUUUAAGGUCCUGUUACCAGUAUUUUCUUCACAAUUACCAUCAAAUUGUCGGAAACAAUCAUUCAACAAUCAAAAUGAACGAUUCAAAUUUACAACUAAACAAUUCAUGUCCACCUCACGAUCAUUACCAUGUAAAUUUAUCAAAUGUGUCUGUUCACAGCCAUACAAUAAGAAUAUCUGUUAUGGUAUAGCCAGUAUAAAAAUUUAUGGUCAACAAUUUCAAGAACAUAAAAAUAGUGAUAGUGCUGAUGCUGUUCAUGAUGUUGAUGAUGAUGAUGAUGAUGGAAAAAAGAAACCAUUAUGGAUGAAGAAAUUUAAAUUUUUUGACAACAAAUUGACCAUGGUUGAUGAUGAAUAUUUUGCAAUGAAUUUCGAUCAUUCAAAAUUGAAACAACAACAUCAGAAGCAACAACAACAAUCUAAUUCAAACGUUACGACGAUCGAUUCAAAUAAACAAAAUAUUGAUAGCAAAAUGUCAUCAUUAUCAAAAUUAUCGGCAGAAAUUAAGCCAAAUCUCAAAACAUUACCAUUAAAUGAUGAUGAUGGUAAUAAUAAAAAUGUUAAUGUCAUUGAACAAUUAUCUAAACCAUCGACAUCAACAUCAUCAACAAAAGCAGGCAAAAAACGUAAUCAUAAUGAUGAUGAUGUUCAACAACAACAAUCAUCGAUAAAGAUAAAGCCAACGAAAAAGAUUAAAAAACCAUUUGAAAAAUUAUUCGAUAAUGUUGUUUUUGUAUUGAGUGGAUAUCAGAAUCCAAUUCGUAUGGAAUUAAAACAGAAAGCAUUAGCAAUGGGUGCUCAUUAUAAACCGGAAUGGAAUUCAAAUUGUACGCAUUUAAUAUGUGCAUUUGAAAAUACACCAAAAUAUCGACAAGUUAAUCAUCUUGGUGGAAAAAUUGUUCGAGAACAAUGGAUUAAUGAUUCAUAUGAUCAACGUAAACGUUUAUCAUGGCGAAACUAUUUGUUGGGAAAGUUUAUUGGAAAUGAUGACGAUAACGAUAGUGAUGAUGUUGAUGAUAAAGAUUUCAAUGGCCGUAACAAUAAAGCUACCCAUAAUAAUAAUACAAAUAGUAUUAAUAUUAACAGAACAAAGAACCGAAAAGAUGAUGGUCAAAAUUUUACUGAUGAACAACGGCCGUACAUCAAUAACAAACAAACUGCUGCUACAUCAAUGAAAAUGGUGAUGGAGACGAAUAAGAAAAAUAUUGUGGCAAAUGCUGAUUAUGAUAGCGAUAUUAUUUAUGAUCUUGAAACUGAAGAUGAUGAUGAUGAUGAUGGCGAAGAGUAAAUGAAAUGAAAAAACACUGGAUGAGUUUUUUUCCACCGAAAAAAAAAAAAUAAAAUCCAUUGAUGAUAGUGAUGGUCAUUUUUUUCUCAUCACAAAACUAAUGGACCUAAAGACUUUAUGAUUAGUGAUUAAUUGACAAUUGUACCAUGGAACAAAAUCAUCAUCAUCAUCAUCAUCAAACAACGCAAAUUUCGUAAUAUUGACCGGAAAAAUUUUCGACAAAUUUCUUUCAUCCAUUCUUUAUUAUUUAUUUUUCUUUUGUUGUCAUUGUUUUUAUUUAUCGGAUAGAUAAAAAUCCAAUCGAUUCAAAGAUAAAAAGUAAUAUUUCUAUUUCUA